UAUAAAUAGCAGCCACCUCUCCCUGGCAGACAGGGACCCGCAGCUCGGCUUCAGCACAGAUCAGCACCAUGAAGCUUCUCACAGGCCUGGUUUUCUGCUCCUUGGUCCUGGGUGUCAGCAGCCAAAGCUUUUUUUCGUUCCUUGGCGAGGCUUUUGAUGGGGCUCGGGACAUGUGGAGAGCGUACUCUGACAUGAAAGAAGCCAAUUACAUUGGCGCAGACAAAUACUUCCAUGCUCGGGGGAACUAUGAUGCUGCCAAAAGGGGACCUGGGGGUGCCUGGGCCGCAGAAGUGAUCAGUUUAUUUUCAGCUGAACUCCAGAGAGUGAAGGAAGAAGCUUUUUUUCUUCAUUCCUACAUGACCCAGGCAUUGAUCCAGCCAAUGAAGAUUCAGUGUAAUCAACCACCACCAACAAGACCAUGGCCAUUGGAUCCUGUGCUAAGAGGCAUGGAUGAGCUCCCUCAGCACGUGGAUGGAGACCAAAGAGAGGUCCGAAGGCUCAGUGUAGGUGUCUCCAUUCUCUAAGAAGUUUGGAGGAGAAGCUGGAUACAGCAAAACAGACUGAGAAGGAGCAGCUGUUGGGAAAGGAGGUAAACUAGGAAAGCAUGGUAUUCCAGAAUCCCUGACGGAGCUAUUGAUUAGUAGUAUCAGAUUCUUCCCGGCAGUUGAGGAGUUCACCUUCGGCUUAAGCAACAUGGAGUCAUUGACUAUCUCAUGAAGGUGAUUGCAGGGGAAGGUCUGAAGAACUAAAUGGAGCAGUGAUAAGAGAAUGGGAGAUGGUAUGAUAGGACUCCUGGACACCCCAGACAUCAAUCAAAACACCACAGACAAGAAGGUGUGGAUACAAAAACUAGCAGUUAGAACAAAUAAUAGAAAAUGAACUCUAUCUACUUCUGAAAAAAAAAGUAAUGGGGGCAAGUAAUACAUUGAAUAAAGCCUCAAUAAGUACAACAGUGUAGUACUGACUUAUAUAUAGAAAAAAUCUGAUCAGUGGAGCCAAAUCCUCAGAAUUAGACAUAAGUGCAUAUGAGAAUUUUGUAUAUGAUAAAGGUUGUAUGUUAACGUAGUAAGUAAAAGACAGACUAUUCAACAAAUGGGAUUGGUACAACUGGGUGACCAUCUAACAUAAUGUUGAAAACAUACUGUAUAUGUUAUGGUAGGACAAAUUCCAAAUAUGCUAAAUAUUUAUAAACAAAUAAGGAAAAUGAUAAUAAUAAUAAUAAUAUUAACAUUAUCUGGUGAAUCCAUGGAAAAUUCUUUUAUAACCCAAAGUAGGGAAAGCUGCAACAACAUGGACAGAACUGGAGGUCAUUAUGCUAAGUGAAGUCAUUCAGGAACAGAAAGACAAACAUCACAUGUUCUCACUUAUUUGUGGGAUCUAAAAAUCAAAACAAUUUAAUUCAUGGAGAUAGAGAAUAGAAGGAUGGUUACCAGAGGCUGGGAAGGGUAGUGGGGAAGGGGGAGUGAGGGGAGGUGAGGAUGGUUAAUGGGUACAAAAAAAAUACUUAGAAUGAAUAAGAUCUAGUAUUUGAUAGCACAACAGGGGACUAUAGUCAGUAAUAAUUCAGUUGUACAUUGUAAAAUAACCAAAAGAGUAUAAUUGGAUUGUUUGUAACACAAAGGAUAAAUGCUUGAGGGGAUGGAUACCCAAUUUUUCAUGAUGUGAUUAUUACACAUUGCAUGGCUGUACCAAAAUAUUUCAUGUACCCCUUAAAUAUAUACACCUAUUAUGUACCCACAAAAAUUUUUUAAAAAGGAAUGAAAUAAAAACAUUUGAGUUUAAGAAAACCUCAAAAAAUAAAGUAGGGAAAGCUCUUCAAACUAUACUAUGAAACUGAGAAGACAACUAAAGAAAAGAUUAAUAAAGACAAGAACAUAAAUAAUUUCUUUUGGCAGAACAUGAACCAUCAUAACCAAAAGAUAAAUAAGUUGGAAAAAAUAUUUGUAACUCAUAUCCUAGAUAACAUACUCAUUUUCCCUGUAUAUAAAAAGUUUCUGUAAUGUGAUAAAUAAAAGCACAAUAGACCAGUAAAAAA
This is a messenger RNA of Symphalangus syndactylus (siamang), 2035 nucleotides long. RefSeq names its product serum amyloid A-1 protein. Gene Ontology annotation, cellular component: extracellular region. NCBI's taxonomy places the organism in Eukaryota, Metazoa, Chordata, Mammalia, Primates, Hylobatidae. The record is from RefSeq and is a predicted model, not a curated record.